Molecule: messenger RNA, 3624 nt
Organism: Anguilla rostrata (American eel)
Lineage: Eukaryota; Metazoa; Chordata; Actinopteri; Anguilliformes; Anguillidae
Gene: dmbx1b
Product: diencephalon/mesencephalon homeobox 1b
Exons: 5
Coding region: 281-1429 (382 amino acids)
Biological process (GO): regulation of transcription by RNA polymerase II
Molecular function (GO): DNA-binding transcription factor activity, RNA polymerase II-specific; RNA polymerase II transcription regulatory region sequence-specific DNA binding
Source: RefSeq, a predicted model, not a curated record
GGCAGCUCCAUAGAUCCUGCGCCACUCGUGAAAGCGAUUGGAGACAGCAACACACACAGAACAGAAAAGAGUUCCUGCUUCCCUGAAUACGACUGUACAGUAGAUGGACCUGCUGACAACGUAAAACGAAUGAAGACAGGGAAAUAAGGGACGGAACUUGAAAACAUACCCAAGUGACUUUGAAGAACAGCACAGCGUUUAAGAUAACUUUUGACAGGAUAACUACAGUAACCGUCAAGGGUGGCUGGAAGUAGCAGGUUUUGCAGAGGUACCAGCCGACAUGCAGCACUAUGGAGUUAAUGGGUAUUCUCUUCACGCAAUGAACUCUCUGAGCGCCAUGUACAACCUUCACCAGCAGGCAGCGCAGCAGGCCCAGCAUGCGCCAGACUACCGACCGUCCGUGCACGCGCUCACCCUCGCCGAGAGACUGGCUGACAUCAUCCUCGAGGCUCGCUACGGCUCCCAGCACCGCAAGCAGCGCCGCAGCCGCACGGCCUUCACCGCGCAGCAGCUGGAGGCCCUGGAGAAGACCUUCCAGAAGACGCACUACCCUGACGUGGUGAUGCGCGAGAGACUGGCCAUGUGCACCAACCUCCCAGAGGCGCGCGUUCAGGUCUGGUUUAAGAAGGCGUGCCAAUUAAGACGCGGCCAAUCGAAGAAGCAGCGCAGCCUGCAGAAGGAGCAGCUGCAGAAACAGAAAGAAGUGGCGGAGGGGCCGCAGGAAGAGGGCAAAGGCGAGCCGCCCGCCACCGUCGUCUCGGAGGACCACACUCCUCCCCCUUCCUCCUCUUCCUCUUCGGAGGCGGAGCGGCCUCAGCAGCCGCUCCCGGCGGAGCUCAGCGUGGAAGUGAACGUCACGUCGGCCGAGCAGUCGGGCAGCGAGUCCGCCGCGGAGGACAACACCGACAAGGAGGAGGAGCCGAAGCAGCACGGGGAGGGGCCUAAGGGUGACGUCAGCCUGCUGCCUGGCAACAGUUCACCGCCCUGCAAGCAUCUCAGCCCAAAAUCAGAUUCUCCGCUCAGCUCCCCACCUCUCCCGUCCUCCAGCGGCGGCGGCGUCGGCGGGGGGAUGGCGCAGAGCAACUCGUACGCCUCCUCCCCGCUCAGCCUCUUCCGUCUGCAGGAGCAGUUCCGCCAGCACAUGGCCGCCACCAACAACCUGGUGCACUACUCCUCCUUCGACAUGAGCGCGCCCUCCUCCAUGCCCUACCUGGGCAUGAACGUCAACAUGGCAGCGCCGCUGGGCUCGCUGCACUGCCAGCCCUACUACCAGUCCCUGUCCCAAGCCCAGCAGGUCUGGAGCAGCCCCCUCCUGCAGACCCCCGGCAGCCUCCCCAGCCUCAACAGCAAGACCACCAGCAUAGAGAACCUGCGGCUCCGGGCCAAGCAGCACGCUGCGUCCCUGGGCCUGGACACUCUGCCCAACUGACCCCGGGGCUUCCGCCCGGCCGAGAGCCGUCCCCCGUGCCCCGCGCCGUCCCCCGUGCCCCGCGCAACCGGACCUCAGCAUCACCCACCCCCGACCCCGCAACUUGAUCCAGGAAACUGGUUCCCAAGCUUACAACCGCCUCCAGCUGGCGUCAUCUCACCUACUAGCAUUGGGACUAUAAACUUCACCAGCUUUUCCCCAACGAGAGCCCGGCUCUAUAUCUCACCAGAACAUACUACCGAAUAUGCAAGAGACAGUAUUAACCAUUUCUGGAAAAAGAGAAUGCACUUCACUUCAAAAAGGGAAUAAUCUGUUAGCAAAGGCUGCAUCAUCCCCGAUAAAUCUCGAUUUUCUCCGAACAUCAGCUACAGCAGAAGACCUCUGGCCAAGCGGCAUGGACUUCCUUGGCCGCCUGGUCCCGAUCUGAACUCACUGCACUGUUGGACAGUCUGCCUGCGCUCUCCACCAAGGAUCCAUUCAGCUUUGUAUAUAGCUGCUCAUACGUGUUCACAUCUCCCUGGUUUGUGUGUCUAAGUCAGUGUCGCCUUCUGUGAAGAAGACUGUGAAGAGAAUAUUAAAAACUUUUUUUAUUUCCCCGUUGUGGUGGUAAAUAAAGGGGACAAAAAUGGAGUGAACUCAGACUCUUCAGCAAUGUAAAUGAACAUAGAGACUGUCUGUUCAAACCGGAGGUGGGACUAUUUACAACACAAUGACCGUGAGAUCAAAAUUGCUAUGCCGAUGUUGCGUAUUUUGCCAUUGUCUGUCCCGUUCACGUAUCCCUUGAUUGUUUAAUUAAAUGUGACUAAUUUAUAUGUCUUAUGCACAGGAUUAAACCACACGUACGGAGAAUAUCCUGCCGAUGACAAAAUGAUUUAAAUAACUGAACGUGCACGAUUUUAAUUACUUUCUGCCUGUGGCAACAGCAACUUUAUGGUAUGCCAUUGUAAGCUCUGUGUAACAUGAGAUCCACUUAAAUUCCAAUGUCCUGAGCGAAGUGUUCAUAAGGCAAGCAGGACAAGUGGCCUCAGUUUCCAUUUGUCUCCACUGUUACAGCUGAAUAUACAAAUGUAAUCAUCUGCCAGAUAAAUCAGUGUGAGCUGCACUGAAAUCAAUUACAUUCAAACUGAGCUUUUACCAUCAUUGGCCAAACGCUGUUUAUGAUAUUGAUUUAUUUCACUGUUUCACUCUUCUGCAUAUCUAUAUUUUGGGAAUAACAAACCUGUGAGCCAACUUCUUAAUCCUAUGAAAACCCAGCCCUGAAAUUAGACCCGAACCAAUUAAUUUAAAAAAACGGCAUACAAAAGAGCUAGACAUAUGUAACUAACAAAGACCCUACCAUUGUUUUCCAACAGUCUCAUUUUCAUGUAAUCUAAUUUAUUGUGGCCCGGUGAACAUUAAACAAUAGGUAAAAUAAAUGUGGCACUUCCUGUGGGGACAUUGGAGUUCCCUGUUAGAGCACUUCUAAGAACAUCUCCAGUCAGUCUCCUGCAUGUCUCUCCUUGUUGAAGACUCUGAAUUCUUCCACUGAUAUUAUGAAAAUUAUUUUAUUUGUAAAUGAUGAAAAUAUCUGUAAAUGUUAUUUGAAAGGGGAUAUGUACAUUUCUCAUUUGUUGUAGACUGAGAAGGUAUGAUUUGGGAGGGAGAGCCUACAGUCCAACUCUUCCUCGUUUACGAUUGUAUGAAAUUGGCAACAGGCCGCACCUUAGAAGGAGGCGGUGAAUGCUAUAAAUUAUAGUCUGGGUGUCUAUGUAAGUCUUCCUAUCGAUUUCCAUUGUCGCUGUGAUCAUGGAACAGAAUAAUUACAGUUCAUUCGCGGGCUGUCAAGGCCAAACGGCGAAGUUGAAAUGGGUGAAAAGUGAUCCUGAUAAAUAAAAAGAUUCCCUAAGUUAAUAAAGUAGGUCUUAAAGUGAUAUGUUGUAAAAUCCUCAAUAAAGUAUUGUUUGGAGAUAUUUAUACAUACGUCAUUCCUCCGUGUGUAUUUGUUCUUGUGAAAGGACCGACCAGUUAGCAGGUAUUUGCACUGGACACCCCACACUAGUGUCUGUCGUUAAGUGCAUCUUCUGUGUUACUUUUUGAGGUUGGAAGGUAAGAAAAUGCUAUAACACGGGUGUCUCCUGGAAUAGAACACAAGUUUACAGAUAAAGUACUUUCCCGCAAGGCUUUUCAAAGGAAUGCAAAGAACUGAUCAAUUUUAA